AUGCACACACUGUGCCCGUCUCCCCUCGGGCGACAGGAAGCGGAGAGCGGACGCUCUUGCUGCUGCGGCCGAGGAGGACGAUUGGCCCGUCCAGGCUUACGAGCCUGCGGACGGGGCCUCGUGUCCCUGGGGCCGAGUGCCGGGCAGGAGUCCGACAACUCCUACCCCGCCUCCCUCCACGGUUCACCGUUCGGUUCUCCCCUCCCUCCUCUCCCCCGGACAGGGGAGACAGAGUCGGAGCAGGGUGCCAGCUUGGCGGCCGAACAUGCUUUCCCCCUCUCCGUCACCACAGCGCUACCGGCGAUAGGUGGCAUCCUAGGGGAACUGCCGGAGAUCAUACGCAAGGCGGCCGCCUGCAGAGAUCUCCCCGUUCCCCUAGCUCAGGAGAGGUGUGCUCCGGACGACAUGAACGGAGUUUUUUCGCGGGUGCAGACGGUCAGGAGUGACCCGAUCUGGCCACGCUUCCCGGCCAUCAGGAGGUUCCAGGAGGGGGCGAUGGGGAACCCGAGGACCCUGAAUGCUCCGGUGGCCACAUUUGUUCCCCUCACCAAGGUGGAGGGCUCCAACUGCAGCUCCAACUGCAGCUCCCACUGCAGCACCAACUACAGCACCUACUGCAGCUCGAACUGCAGCUCCCACUGCAGCACCCACUGCAGCACCAACUGCAGCUCCAACUGCAGCACCAACUGCAGCACCUACUGCAGCACCAACUGCAGCACCCACUGCAGCACCAACUGCAGCUCCAACUGCAGCUCCCACUGCAGCACCCACUGCAGCACCCACUGCAGCUCCAACUGCAGCACCAACUACAGCACCCACUGCAGCACCCACUGCAGCACCAACUGCAGCUCCAACUACAGCACCCACUGCAGCACCCACUGCAGCACCAACUGCAGCUCCAACUGCAGCACCAACUGCAGCACCCACUGCAGCACCCACUGCAGCACCAACUGCAGCACCAACUGCAGCACCAACUGCAGCUCCAACUGCAGCUCCAACUGCAGCACCAACUGCAGCUCCAACUGCAGCUCCAACUGCAGCACCAACUGCAGCACCAACUGCAGCUCCAACUGCAGCUCCAACUGCAGCUCCAACUGCAGCACCAACUGCAGCACCCACUGCAGCACCAACUGCAGCUCCCACUGCAGCUCCAACUGCAGCACCAACUGCAGCACCAACUGCAGCUCCAACUGCAGCACCAACUGCAGCUCCAACUGCAGCACCAACUGCAGCUCCCACUGCAGCUCCCACUGCAGCACCCACUGCAGCACCCACUGCAGCUCCAACUGCAGCUCCCACUGCAGCUCCCACUGCAGCUCCGACUGCAGCUCCCACUGCAGCACCAACUGCAGCACCAACUGCAGCACCAACUGCAGCUCCAACUGCAGCACCAACUGCAGCACCAACUGCAGCACCAACUGCAGCUCCAACUGCAGCACCAACUGCAGCACCAACUGCAGCACCAACUGCAGCUCCAACUGCAGCACCAACUGCAGCACCAACUGCAGCACCAACUGCAGCUCCAACUGCAGCACCAACUGCAGCACCAACUGCAGCACCAACUGCAGCUCCAACUGCAGCUCCAACUGCAGCACCAACUGCAGCACCCACUGCAGCACCAACUGCAGCUCCCACUGCAGCUCCAACUGCAGCACCAACUGCAGCACCAACUGCAGCUCCAACUGCAGCACCAACUGCAGCUCCAACUGCAGCACCAACUGCAGCUCCCACUGCAGCUCCCACUGCAGCUCCCACUGCAGCUCCCACUGCAGCACCCACUGCAGCACCAACUGCAGCUCCAACUGCAGCUCCCACUGCAGCUCCCACUGCAGCUCCGACUGCAGCUCCCACUGCAGCACCCACUGCAGCACCAACUGCAGCUCCAACUGCAGCUCCCACUGCAGCACCCACUGCAGCACCAACUGCAGCUCCAACUGCAGCACCAACUGCAGCUCCCACUGCAGCACCCACUGCAGCACCCACUGCAGCACCAACUGCAGUUCCCACUGCAGCACCAACUGCAGCACGAGUUCCUUUAACCACAACCGCAUCAAUAAUUUCUACCACAUCCAAUGAGGGAACCCUUGCACUAACAUUUAGUAUUGACCAAACAUAUACAGCAGAUCUCUCAAACUCAUCCUCAACAGCAUACCAGACCUUGGCUGCAGAAGUGGUCAAAGAGCUCAACAACGUGUGUACAACUCUGUAUGGAUCAUCUUUCGUUCGCUCCGUUGUUAACUCAUUCAAGAGUGGCUCGGUGGUUGCAGACACAACCAUUGCAUUUAAAAAUACAAGCUCAGUUCCUUCAUCAAGCACAGAUACUUCACAGCUCAGCAGUGCAUUAACAAGCAACUCUACCUCCCUGAGCGUUAUAUCAGGCAGUGUUUCUAUAA
Messenger RNA from Gymnodraco acuticeps, 2393 nucleotides. RefSeq lists its product as uncharacterized. The coding region runs from base 1 to 2076 and encodes 691 amino acids. The transcript has 4 exons. The record is from RefSeq and is a predicted model, not a curated record. NCBI's taxonomy places the organism in Eukaryota, Metazoa, Chordata, Actinopteri, Perciformes, Bathydraconidae.